Molecule: messenger RNA, 114 nt
Organism: Merops nubicus (carmine bee-eater)
Lineage: Eukaryota; Metazoa; Chordata; Aves; Coraciiformes; Meropidae
Product: spermatid-specific manchette-related protein 1-like
Exons: 2
Coding region: 1-114 (37 amino acids)
Source: RefSeq, a predicted model, not a curated record
AUGGAACAGUGGGACACAAGCCACUUCAUGAAGACAGGAGGAGUCCAGAGGGGUAGCUACAUCAUCCACCCAGAGUUUGUCUCAGAGGCUUACUCUCCUCUGAGACACCACUGA